CUUGGCCAGCCCGGGCCGCACGUAGAACCGCAUCGGGCUCCCGUCGUCCCACAGGAACAGCGACCGCGACCGCGCCAUCGCCGCGUCCCCCUGUCCCGCCAUCGCCGCGCCGGGCGCGCAGGCGCGGACGCGCCGGAAGGGCGGCUGGACCUGGAGCCGAGAAGAUGGAGGCCGCGGCAGAGCGUGCCGGCGAGGCGGCGGAGACCGAGUCGCGCCUCAGCAAAAAUGAGCUGAAGAGGCGCUUAAAAGCUGAGAGAAAAACAGCUGAAAAAGAGGCAAAGCAGAAAGAGCAAAGUGAAAAACAUUCAAACAAGCCUGCCUUGACUUCUGACUCUGAGAAUAACAUUGGUGCUGAUGAGGAAAGCUUGGAUCCAAAUCAAUACUUCAAGAUCCGCAGCAAUGCAAUCCAGCAGCUGAAGAGCACCAGUGAACACCCCUAUCCCCACAAGUUCCAUGUCGACUUGUCUCUCUCAGAUUUUAUAGAGAACUAUAGUCACCUGCAGCCAGGAGAUCACCUGACAGAUGUUACAGUGAGAGUAGCAGGUCGAAUCCACGCAAAGCGUGCCUCUGGAGGGAAGCUGAUUUUCUAUGAUCUUCGCGGUGAAGGAGUUAAAUUGCAGGUCAUGGCAAAUUCCAGGCUCUACAAAUCUGAAGAAGAAUAUUUCCGAAUUAACAACAAGCUGCGUCGUGGGGACAUUAUUGGUGUAGAGGGGAACCCUGGAAAAACAAAGAAAGGGGAACUGAGUAUUAUUCCUUAUGAAAUAACUCUGUUGUCUCCAUGCCUGCACAUGUUGCCUCAUCUUCAUUUUGGCCUCAAAGAUAAGGAAACUAGGUAUCGUCAGAGAUACUUGGAUUUAAUUCUUAAUGAUUAUGUGAGGCAGAAAUUUAUAACCCGUGCAAAGAUCAUUACCUAUAUUCGGAGCUUUCUGGAUGAGUUGGGCUUCCUUGAGGUUGAAACUCCUAUGAUGAAUGUAAUUCCGGGUGGAGCUGUGGCAAAACCUUUUAUCACAUACCACAAUGAACUGGAUAUGAAUUUAUAUAUGAGAAUUGCUCCAGAGCUCUACCAUAAGAUGUUGGUGGUUGGAGGCUUGGACAGAGUAUAUGAAAUUGGGCGUCAGUUCCGGAAUGAAGGAAUUGAUUUGACUCACAACCCUGAGUUCACAACUUGCGAAUUCUAUAUGGCUUAUGCAGACUACCACGACUUGAUGGAAAUUACAGAGAAGUUGCUUUCAGGGAUGGUGAAACAUAUUACCGGAGGUUACAAGAUCACUUAUCAUCCAGAUGGUCAAGACGGACAGGCCUACGAGAUAGAUUUUACCCCUCCCUUCCGGCGAAUUAGCAUGGUGUAUGAUCUGGAAAAGGUCCUGGGAGUGAAAUUUCCACCAGCUGAGUACUUUGAUACUGAAGAGACUCGCAGAUUCUUUGAUGACCUUUGUACAGAGAAAAAUGUUGAGUGUCCACCUCCCAGGACAACAGCCAGGCUUCUUGACAGAUUAGUUGGUGAAUUCCUGGAAGUCACUUGCAUCAACCCUGCGUUCAUCUGCGAUCACCCACAGGUCAUGAGUCCUCUAGCUAAAUGGCAUCGCUCUCAUCAGGGACUAACGGAACGCUUUGAACUCUUUGUAAUGAGGAAAGAAGUGUGCAAUGCAUACACGGAACUUAAUGAUCCUUUCCUGCAGCGGCAGCUUUUUGAGGAUCAGGCCAAGGCAAAAGCGGCAGGUGAUGAUGAAGCCAUGUUUAUUGAUGAAAAUUUCUGUACCGCGCUGGAGCAUGGCCUUCCUCCUACAGCCGGCUGGGGCAUGGGGAUCGAUCGCUUUGCCAUGUUCCUGACGGAUUCCAGUAACAUCAAGGAGGUGCUCCUGUUCCCCGCCAUGAAGCCGGAGGACAACAAGAAGGAGGCGCAGCCCGGCGCUCCGCCCGAAGGCACCUCGGUCUGACCGCGCCAUGCAAUAAACACUCUGACCGGC
This is a messenger RNA of Columba livia (rock pigeon), 1967 nucleotides long. RefSeq names its product lysyl-tRNA synthetase 1 (gene KARS1). Gene Ontology annotation, molecular function: ATP:ADP adenylyltransferase activity; ATP binding; tRNA binding. Bases 165 to 1937 code for a protein of 590 amino acids. The transcript is spliced from 14 exons. Gene Ontology annotation, cellular component: cytosol; nucleus; mitochondrion. The record is from RefSeq and is a predicted model, not a curated record. Lineage: Eukaryota; Metazoa; Chordata; Aves; Columbiformes; Columbidae. Gene Ontology annotation, biological process: diadenosine tetraphosphate biosynthetic process; positive regulation of macrophage activation; lysyl-tRNA aminoacylation.